AGGGGAUAUAGUAAAAGGGUUUUGUUUAUAUGAAACAAGGUUUCUUUGUUAAUUUUAACCAGAUUAUUUCAUGCUGAUAGCUCAAAUUAGUGGGAUAUCCUAAAUUAGGGGAGUAAACAUUAAUAUUAACAUAACCUCAUUAAACUUUUUUUGUUUUGAACACAAAAACAACAUGGAUGACGUGAUAAAUCUUUCUUCAGAUGACGAUGAUCAGGUUCCUCCACCAAAAAGAUGGAAAUAUUUAAAUGAUGACCAAGUUAUAGAACUUUCCGAUGGUGAGCUCGAUGAACCAUCGGAUUCGAAAUGUACGAUAAAAUUAAUUAAAGAUCUCAGUAAUUCUAAUGGAAUAUGUAAGGAAACAAAUGAUUAUAAUAUUAAACUCCAUGUGAAAAGUACAAAUAAUUCAAAAAUAACAAAAAAUGAGUCCAAUGAAAGUGAACAAUCUGAUGAUACCGUUGAACUUUGGCCUCCUACAUAUUUAAAUGAUUUGGGAAAUUUUGGAAAAUUUUUGAAUAUAUGUGAUCAAGCUACUUUAGGAUUAGAUAAUGGGAACAGUUUACGCUAUAGGUUUACAGACAUCAUUUUACUGUUUAAAAAAUUAAUGAAAGAAAAUGCUCUAGGUGAAAAUUUUAAUCCAAAAUUGAAAAUUUGGGAGACUCUAGCUGUAAAGAGUUAUCAAGAUGCCAUCAUUGCUUUUAAUGAGUGUAGCACAUAUCUCAAUAAUCAGGUCACUAAUAAAAUGACUUCAGAAAAUUGUGAAGUUAUUGAAAUCCCAGAUUGCGACAUUGAAGAAGAAACAGUUAAUUUAGCACAAGAUGUCAAUGAAGGGGAAAAUAUUAAAAGUGAGGAAAAAGAUUAUUCUGGAGAUGAUAAAGAUCUAGAAAAUAUGGUAGAAUCUGGCCCUAGUGCUGAAUUUCAGGAGUUUCUUAAGUUAAAGCGAAUAAGCCCUCUAAAGAUUCAGAGAGUCGCAGUGAUCUCAGAUGUUGAAGAAGAAUCAAAAGCAGUGACACAGAAUUCACAUACUGACAAAAAUAAAGUCUGUAACAUGAAAAAACAAAAUAAGUACAAUAUGGAUACUGGAGGACAAUCAGAAGAGAUAAAAUCAAUUAAAGAAAAUGAGAAUGAGGAUAAUAAAAAUAAUGAAGUAUAUACUGAGAAUGAGGAAAAUGAUAUUAUUUUAAUAUCAGAUAACAGUGAAAACAACAAUAAAAAAGGGGCUGAAGAUACCGAUUCUUUCUCAGAGGAAUCAAAUGUAAUUGAAAGGGAUUCUUCAAGCAAAGAUAUAUUACACGAGUCGAAAUUUAAAAUGUUUUUAGACAGAUGUUUGAAAUCAACUUUGGGCACAAAAUAUGACUUGUCUUUCAAAAUUCCGGAUAUAAUUAAAUUAUUUAAAAACCUACCUGAAGAACGAGUUCUAUCUGCGGAUUUUAAACUUAAUUUGGAAGAAUUUAUGGAAAUGGCUGAAAAAGGAAGUCGGGAGGCAACACUUGGUUUUCAUAAAUGCUAUACUUAUUUUAAGCAAAGUUCACCAGGUAGUUUCUAUUUUGAUUCAAAGGAUGACGUUAAUAAAUUAAAAAUGCUUGAAAUCUGUAUCAAAAAACUACAAAAAAAAAUCAAGAAGAUUGAAGAAGAGGAAGUCGAUUUUUCAGAUGAUGAGAAUUCUUCUUACAUAAAACUUGAUAGUUAUAAGGCAAGACUUAACAAGGUUUUUGUGAAAUGGUGUUCUUUAUUAAAAAAGAAUCCAUAUUCUGGGCGUCAAAUGUAUGAAAAGAUUAAUUUUCAGCAUUCAAAUUAUCCCGAGAUUAAUAGGACCAUAAACACAAAAUAUAAAAAUAGUGUAAAAUUUCCAUCAUAUUAUGAAAUAGAAAGUUGUAUACGAGAGUGUGUCACGAAAUAUGAGUUACCUCUAAGUGAUGCUGGCAUUAAGACUGAAAGCGAACACGUUUUUUUGAAGUUAGGAGAUAUUUUGCAAUCUAAAAGGCGGAAAGAUAUGUACGAAACGCAUAGUGCAUAUAUCGAGAAUACGGAUGAUCCGGCGAAAAAAGAUCCUGAAUUAUUUAAAGUACUGAAAGAAAACAGUGUAAUAGCGAAAAGAAAUACGGAAGAAGUUUGGCGAAAAGUUCCACUUAAGCAAGAAAUGUUACAGGAUAAACCUGAAGCUGAAGCUGAAGCCAUCUCAGCAGAUUCUUCUUCAGACAGUGAUAAUUCACAUUAUGUAGAUAGUGAAGAUGAUACUUAAACUUGAAUUUACAAUAUAUUUUAUUUAAUUUAUUUUGUAAUAUAUAAUAAAUGUUUUUUUUU
This is a messenger RNA of Aethina tumida (small hive beetle), 2301 nucleotides long. RefSeq lists its product as uncharacterized. Gene Ontology annotation, molecular function: histone binding. Bases 173 to 2239 code for a protein of 688 amino acids. Lineage: Eukaryota; Metazoa; Arthropoda; Insecta; Coleoptera; Nitidulidae. The record is from RefSeq and is a predicted model, not a curated record. The transcript is spliced from 8 exons.